Molecule: messenger RNA, 1880 nt
Organism: Talpa occidentalis (Iberian mole)
Lineage: Eukaryota; Metazoa; Chordata; Mammalia; Eulipotyphla; Talpidae
Product: nodal
Exons: 3
Coding region: 63-971 (302 amino acids)
Molecular function (GO): growth factor activity
Source: RefSeq, a predicted model, not a curated record
UCAAGAGUGGGUGGGGCAGGUCUUCGUUUGUUCCUGUGCUUUUGGCUCUGGGCUUUUGGUGUAUGUAUUUCAGUUGGGCAGAGCCCCUGGGCUGCACCAGUGUUCUGCCUUCCCGUCUGAAUGAGCUCUUUUCUGUCAGGCAACGUGGCUUCACUCUCAAGUCCAAAAGUGCUCAGUUCCUCCAUGGUUACUGGCUUCUCAGUUUUGAAGCAGCACCCUUCUCGGGGGUUUCCUUGGUACAGCUGUGGGCCUGGGUGCCAAUUGCCCCCCAUGCUACCGAACUGGUUCUAGAGUUCGAGGAACCUCGAAGAAGCCCCAGAAGAUACCUCCUGGGAUCUUUCCCCAUUAUCUUUCCAUCCUAUCAUUUAGAGAAAGGGUCAUUACUGGAGAUCUACUGCUUAUUAAGGUAUUGGAUGGAGCUGGUCCCCAGCCUCCUGGAAGAGGAAAAGCUCCUUUCUACUGCUCUGGCUGAUGCCAAACUGCGCGAGUGUGUUAGCGGCGAAGACAAGCGGGAUCUAGUGCUGCUGCUGGUGUCCCCGCUUCUUGCACAGCUGCAUUUGCUUCACCUGCCUUAUGUGCAGAAGCCCUUUCUUCCUGAUGUGGAACAGCUGUUCCUGGGGCUCCAAGGUCAGCGCUACUGGCAGGCAGAGAAGCCUGGCCAGGCAGAGAAGCUUUGUCAUCUGCAGGAUCAAAAGGUGAACCUUCACAGAGCUGCCUGGGGCGAGUGCAUUGUUGCCCCCAAGUCCUUCAAUUUUCCUCUUUGUCAGGGGACCUGCCUGACCCUGAACAGUGAGUACCAGGAGACGAACUUCCAGUGCCAGGAGAGAGAGGCUCCUACCUGUUCCAAGAUCUUCCGGGUCUGUGGUCCCAUCAAGGUCAGGCUUUUCUCCUUGAUGGUCCAGGAUGACGAACACAAGAUGAGUGUGUAUCACAUGAACACGUCCCUGAUAGAAAAGUGUGGCUGCUUUUGAGAUACCUGGACUCUCCUAUCCCAUAGCCACUCAAAUCUCGGGACUCCCAUGAUGGUUUGGGGUUGGUUUUCAGAACAGUGAAAGUCCUUUGAAGGACAGUGGGAUUUGAUUUAGUUCUCAAAAUACAGUAAGAAGGAUAGAAUCAUGAGAGUUAUCCCUCCUUGGAUACUUGUACUCUAGUACUGUUCUCAUCACCUCCAUUGCUAAGAGCUAAGGCCUGUUUUGUGUCUAGAUGUCUGAAUAUUGCUCUGGAUUGGGUGUUGGCCAGAUUCAGUGCCACACUGGGUGUCACUUAGGUGGGGAAGGAACUGAUAUAGAGUUGUCUACCCUUGGGUUCAGGGAAAAGUGUUAUCAGUGUUAAGCAGGUCUCUGCUUUUGGGACUCUCAAGCUAUUCCCCUGCUCUUGCCCUUCUCUGUAUCAUGGGCCUGGGGUUGGCCUAAAGCUGGUCUGGGUCUUGGAAUGUCAGUUCCUCCCCACCUAGCACUCCCAGCCUCUUUGGAGUAAAUGAAAUCUCUAGCCAAUGGAGUGCUAUGUCAUGGGCUAGCCAUGGGUGCAGGACACCAAGGCAUUAGCUGCUAGUGUCAGAUGAGGACCUGGGAACCAGGAGGCACAGAGGUAACUGGAGACUAGCUCUUGGAGGUGGGGCCUUUGACCUCAAGGAAGGGCUAAUUUUCUCAUUUAAGGAACUUUCUGCCUAGUGACUAGUUUACUAAGUUAAUUAUGGUCUUUAAUUAAAGUACAAGUGUGGUGGAUCUCUUGUGUUAGAAAUGUACCUCUUACUACCCUUUUUUCUGAAUCAGAAUGAAUAUAUGUUUGGUCUUAAAUCUUACUGUUAAAGAUCACAGAAAAGAAAAGUAACUAGAAAGCUCUUUGAAAUAAAUGUUCAGUGUUCACUCAAGUGACUUGUG